AUGGAGUCGUCCGGAAUGUUCUCCGAGGGCACCCCCUCGCCCGCAGUGUGGGCGCGCAGCUCUGACGCGGUGUCGCACUUCGUCACCCACCUACUGCCGGACGUGCAGCGCUCCGCGGCGCUGCGCGACUUCAGCGACGCCGUCCUCCCCUCCCUGGGCAUCCCCCUCGCGACCCCCGCGCCGCAGCCCGCGCUCCCCGCGAACCCGAUCCACUCGCCCGCAUGGGCGCCCGGCCUCGCGCCCGUGCCGUGGCCCGCGGCACCGGUGGAGCUUCAGCCCCUGCCGCCGGCCCUCGGGCCCGCGCGGCCGCCCGGACGCAUCGACGCGCCAGGGGCCGCCAGCACCGGCCGGGACGCGUGCGGCGACCUCCCCGACGGUCAAAUGAUUGCGCGGGAGCUCGCGAGACGCAUGCGUAGCAACCCGGUCGCAGGCACGGGCGUCCCGUGGGCCGAGUGGCGCGCGAGCCAGUCCUCUUCGCUGCCGCUGCGGUUCGACACCGCGAGCACGCUCAAGCAGGUCGGUCCCGGGCAGCCGCAGUCGGUGACGUACGUCAUGCCCGCCGCGGCGUCGCUCGAGCCUGGCGGGGUGCAGCUGCCGGCGCCCGCGCUGUCGGCGAUCAGCGCGGCGGCCGCGGCGUCGCUCCCGGCGGCCCUGGUCGCGGACCACGCGGCCUGGGCGCGCACGGACGCGCUCCGCGUCGGCCUGCCGGCCCCGACGUCGCUCCCGGCGACCGCGUCCACGUCCCCGCACAGCUUCGCCGCGUCGAGUGUGGCUCCGACGGUGCCGGUGGCGCCGGGGAGCGCCGGGGCGGCGGCGGCGCGGCCGUCGCACUACAAGACGGAGCUGUGCCGCGCGUGGGAGGAGACGGGGGUGUGCUAUUUCGGGAACCGCUGUCGGUUCGCGCAUGGCGAGAGCGAGCGGCAGCCGACGACGCGCCACGCCAAGUACCGCACGAAGGACUGCCACAAUUUUUCCACUCACGGCAUCUGCCUCUACGGCUCGCGCUGCCAGUUCAUCCACAAGAUGAUGAAGCCCGAGGAGGCGAUGGAGGUGCUCCUGUCAGUCAGCCCGAGACUCCCCGCGUUUCCGCGGCUGGUCCGCUCGGAGUCCCCCUCGCCGCACCCGCGCGCGGCCUUGCCCUCCAAGCUGCGCAAGCUGACCAACGGCGCCGGGGCCGGGCCCAGCCCCGCCACCAGCACGAACGGCUCCUCUGCGCUGCCGGCAGACAACGAGCUGUCAACGGCGCGGUCCCUCCCGUGA
Pedinophyceae sp. YPF-701 is the source of this 1260-nucleotide messenger RNA. Lineage: Eukaryota; Viridiplantae; Chlorophyta; Pedinophyceae. The record is from the annotation of a GenBank genome assembly.